Molecule: messenger RNA, 588 nt
Organism: Phragmites australis (common reed)
Lineage: Eukaryota; Viridiplantae; Streptophyta; Magnoliopsida; Poales; Poaceae
Exons: 3
Coding region: 90-353 (87 amino acids)
Source: RefSeq, a predicted model, not a curated record
GGCUGCAUUGUGCCAGCUUGUCAGUUUGUUGCCUGCGCUUUGAGCGGCGGCCACCCGGCCCAACCAACCGCCCUUGUCCAAGAACAGCAAUGAGGCGGACGGCGGCGUUGCUGUCGCGCCACGGCGGCGGGCGCGGCAUCCCGCAGGCGCUCUCCGACGUGCUGGUCUGCCCCCUCUCCAAGAAGCCUCUCAGGUACUGCGAGGCCAGCGGGUCUCUGGUCAGCGACGCCGUCGGCGUGUCCUUCCCGAUAGUCGAUGGAAUUCCUUCUCUUGUACCACAAGAUGGAAAGUUGCUCCAGGACCACCAGGACAAAUCAGAACAAGAGUCCAGCCCUAGGAAUUCUUCUGGUUGAAUUUGUGUUGUUGCAAUAGUUGAUAAAAUUGCUCUGUAGUAAGAAGAUAUUGUCUGUAAUAAUGCUAUCUUCAAAUUGGUGCUUCUAGUAGUAAAUCAUUGCCUUGUUGAUGUGUACCGACUUUUUUUUUUUUUUGUUCAAUGGAUUGCAGUGAUUACAUGACUGCUGUUGAUAAGGCUAAUAUGGUUUCACCUUGAAUAAAAGCGACAGACAUAUAACAAACUUUCGUCAUGUU